Molecule: messenger RNA, 7939 nt
Organism: Gaeumannomyces tritici R3-111a-1
Lineage: Eukaryota; Fungi; Ascomycota; Sordariomycetes; Magnaporthales; Magnaporthaceae
Exons: 1
Coding region: 94-7803 (2569 amino acids)
Biological process (GO): secondary metabolite biosynthetic process; fatty acid biosynthetic process
Molecular function (GO): 3-oxoacyl-[acyl-carrier-protein] synthase activity; phosphopantetheine binding; fatty acid synthase activity
Source: RefSeq, a predicted model, not a curated record
CUUCCUCAUCUUGAUACCAUCCACGAAAUAUCAAACCCCUCGUAUCCUGCCUCGUCUCCUCGUAUCCCGCCUCGUCUCCCGCCUCGUCUCCCAAUGGCGCAAGAUAUCCCUUCAAACGAGCCGCUGGCCGUGGUUGGCAGCAGUUGCCGGUUCGCCGGCGGCGUCGACUCGCCCUCGAAGCUCUGGGACCUCCUGGAGAAGCCAAGAGAUCUGUCGAAACGCGUCCCUGCGGAUCGCUUCAACGUCGAGGGCUUCUACCACCCCAACGGCGAGUACCACGGCACCACAGACGCCACCAAGGGAUACUGGCUGGAAGGAAACCACCGCGUCUUUGACACAUCCUUCUUCUCCAUCACACCCAAAGAGGCCGAGACCAUCGACCCUCAGCAGCGUCUGCUCCUCGAGGUCGUCUACGAGUCUCUGGAGUCGGCAGGCUACGACCUGAAGCAGUACGCGGGCAAGAAGGUCGCUGUAUUUGCCGGCAUCAUGACGGCGGAUUUUGACACCCUCUGCCAGCGCGACGACCUCCUGGGCUCGCAGUACCUGGCGACCGGCAACGCGCGUUCCAUAAUCUCAAAUCGUAUCAGCUACUUUUACGAUUUCCACGGCCCGUCCAUGACCAUCGACACGGCAUGCUCGGCCUCACUGGUGGCGCUACACCAAGCAGUCCUCAGCCUCCGCAGCGGAGAGAGCACCAUGGCCUGCGUGGCAGGCGCCAACAUGAUGCUGGCGCCCGAGCAGUUCAUCACCGAGUCCAGCCUGCACAUGCUGAGCCCAUCGGGCAGGUGUCGCAUGUGGGACGCCGGCGCGGACGGCUACGCCCGCGGCGAGGGCGCGGCCUGCCUGCUCCUCAAGCCGCUGAGCCGCGCGCUGGCCGACGGCGACGCCAUCCAGGCCAUCGUGCGCGAGACGGGCGUCAACUCGGACGGCCGCACCAAGGGCAUCACGAUGCCGAACCCGGUUGCACAGUCGGCCCUGAUCAGGGACACGUACUCCCGCGCGGGUCUCGACCCGAGGCGCGAGGCCGACCGCUGUCAGUACUUUGAAGCUCACGGCACAGGAACACACGCGGGUGAUCCGCGUGAGGCUGCUGCCAUUGCCGACGCCUUCUUUGGAGACGGAGACACAUACGCGGAAGGGGUGGUGCCGCCGAAUCAAGAGGCCCAGAGGAAGCUCCUAGUGGGCUCGGUCAAGACCGUCAUCGGCCACACAGAGGGCGCUGCCGGCCUGGCUGGAGUGCUCAAAGUCAUCCAGGCAAUGAAGCACAAGACGGUUCCCCCGAAUCUCCACUUGGAGACACUCAACCCCAGCGUUGAGCCGUUCUACACCAACCUCGAGAUCCCAGUCUCUGCUACCCCGUGGCCGGCGGUCGAGAACAACCAGCCACUCAGGGCGAGCGUCAACUCCUUUGGCUUUGGAGGCACCAACUCGCACGCCAUUCUUGAGCGAUACACACCCGACAUCCACUGCCCUAUUGGCAUCUCCUUCGGUCAGACUGGACGGAACUCUAUCCCUCCCACCAUCGCACAGGAGCUACAGCAAUCCGAGGUCCCGCUGCCUCUAGUGCUAUCGGCAAACUCGCAGCAUUCUCUGUACUUGAUGGUGGAAAAGUACCGAGACUUUCUCGUCGGCAAGGCUGAUGUUUUCGCAUCUCCCAAGCCCUUCUCGCAGCUGCUCUACCACCUCUAUGCCAAGCAGAAUCCUUUCCCCUUCAGGCUGGCUGUCACGGCCAGGACCGCCACGGAGACCAUCGAGAAGCUCAACCAGCUACUUCUAGGUGCACCGGCCUCGAAGCAUCCCCAGCUCGGCUCGAGGACAGCUACUCAACAGCUAGAGCCCAACAAGCUCAGGAUCCUGGGAGUAUUUACCGGACAGGGAGCACAGUGGGCCACAAUGUCAAGGGACCUAUUCUUGAACUGCGAGGGAUACAGGCGUUCCAUCUCGGAGCUGGACGCUGUGCUCCGUUCGUGCCCAGACCGUCCGAACUGGACUCUCGAACAGGAGAUCCUUGCGGACCCGUCGGUCUCCCGAAUCGGUGCUGCCGCCAUCUCGCAGCCCCUCUGCACUGCCCUCCAGGUCGCCAUGGUUGACCUGCUCACAACCCUCGGGGUGACAUUCCACUCCGUCGUAGGUCACUCUUCCGGCGAGAUUGGAGCGGCGUACGCGGCGGGUUACGUCACCGCAAAGCAGGCCAUCCUGAUCGCCUACUAUCGAGGGAAGUUCGCCAGCCUAGCUCGCCCCAAAGUUGCAGUCAGCGUGAGAGACGACGAGACGGCACCUAAGCAGGCUGGCGGCAUGAUCGCUGUCGGCCUGUCGAGAGUGGAGGCGGAGGAGCUGUGCAGCCAACAAAAGUACGUGGGACGCGUUGUGCUUGCCGCGAGCAAUUCGCCAACCAGCGCCACGCUCUCGGGAGACUUUGACGGAGUCAUCGAGAUCCAGAAGGAGCUGGAGGCGCAGGGAAAGUUUGCUCGCAUCCUCGCCAUCGAUACGGCAUAUCACUCGCAGCAUAUGCAGCUGCCUGCCGCCAGGUACGGGCCUGCCCUGGAAGCGUGCGGUGUCGCGCAUAUGCCCAAGAUCACAGACAGCAAGACUCGGUGGUUCUCGUCCGUCCAUGGAGGGUCCGAGGCAUUCAGUGCCGCACAGAUCGAGCCGACGUACUGGGUGGAGAACAUGACAGCGCCUGUCCUCUUCCGCGAGGCGCUGGAGAAGGCUGUUGAUGAGGCUGCGAGUUUCGACCUCGCCAUUGAGGUUGGCCCGCAUCCUCAGCUCAAGGGACCCGCGAUCCAAACAAUCGAGGCUCUCGGAGGAACUAAGCUUCCUUUCACUUACUUGGGCGUCCUCGACCGCAAGAAGGGAGAUCUUGCAGCCUUCUCCGACUUUCUCGGCUCUCUCUGGACCAAUUUUGGGCCUUCUGCCACUGCUGUCGGCGCAGCAAUAACUAGCUCGGAAUCUGGAGGUGUCGAGCCUGAUGAGCUGCCCACUUACCCGUGGGACCACUCCCAGGUUCACUACCGAGAGUCCAGGAUAUCUCACCAAUACAGCAACCGGACUCACGCACCGCACGAGCUUCUUGGCGUCCGCACCAGAGACGAUAGCGAGCUCGAGAUGAGGUGGAGAAACAUCCUGAAGCUCGAGACGAUCCCGUGGAUCGAGCAUCACAAGUUCCAGGGACAGGCACUCCUCCCUGCUUCGGCAUACUGCGUCAUGGCGCUCGACGCCGCUCGGGUGUUCCUCAACGGCAAGUCCGCUACUGUGAUCGAGCUGCAGGAUGUUGAGUUUGUGAACGGCAUUACUAUCGAGCCCGGAACAUACGGGGUCGAGGUGCUGUUCACGCUGAGCGUCUCCCCGCCUCCGAAGGACUCGCGCUCUCGCAGUCCCCAGGAGAUCCACGCAACGUUCACGGUCUCCUCGGCCUACGCAGACGGAACCACGCCAAUGCGCCCGAACUUCUCCGGCCACAUGCGCAUAGAGCUCGGAACGCCAUCCGCGGAUGUGCUGCCGCCCAGGCCAUCUCUGCACCCCGAGACGAUGGCCGUCAGCACGGACGGCUUCUACAAGAUGAUGGAGGGGCUCGAUCUUGGUUACACGGGACCUUUCCGAGGGAUUGAGACCAUCCAGCGGCGUUUCAACUUUGCGUCCACCACGCUGCCCAAGACCCACCCCGAGGACACGACCACGCUCAAGGUCAGCCCGGCGAUGCUGGACACGUGCUUCCAGGCGUGCUUCUCAGCCUUCUCGUCGCCUGGUGAUCGGGCGCUGUGGACGCCAUUCCUGCCGCGGAGCAUCUCCAAGGUCCGAUUCAACAUGGCCGUGUGCGACAGAAACGACGACGAGCCGGACCAGAAAACCACGGUGGAUGCGCUCCUGACAGAUUUCCGACCCAUCUCCAAGCAGGGAGCCGCGACCAUCACGGGCGACAUGUCCAUCUACAACAGCAGGGGCCAGAUGGAGGUCCAGAUAGAGAGCAUGGUGGUCGCCUCGUUCGCCGCGACCAAGCCCGAAGACGACUACGAGCUGUACCUCCACACCGUCAUGCAAGCCGAUCCCGAGGACGAAAUUGCCGGCCUCAUGGCCUUUGACAAUGACAGGGCCGAGGAGGAGCAGCGGGUGCUCGAGGAGUGCUUUGAGCGCGUCAAGUCGUUCUACAAAACCAACCGCGCGCCGCACCCGAUGAGGAGGGACUCUGUGUUUAGCAACCGCAGCAACGCCUCGACCAUCGCGUCCUUCGAGCCCCCUCCCUUCGUCGUCGAGGGCCGCGCUACUAGCGCCUGGCCGCACGAGACGCACCAGUCGCUCCGCCAGUUCAUCGAGUCGUCGCGGUACCCGGCCGCCCUGGAGCUGCUUAGCUCGCUGGCGGCGAACCUAAGCUCGUCCAUCCUGGACGUAAUGGUGCCGAACGUCACGAUGGAGGCGCUGACGCUACUGCGCUUCCAGAAGCACCUCGAGACUGUGACGUGCCAGAUCGCCCACCGCUACCCGCGCAUGAAUAUUCUCGGAGUCACCGAUCCGGACUUGUUCCUUGUGGAGCACGUCCUCGCUGGUCUGGGCUCGUCUUUCCUCAGCUUCACCACGGUCGGCGCCGAUGAGCGCUUCGACCGCCGCGUCCUCGACAGGCUGCCGCAGAACGUACGGGAUAAGGUUGUUACGGACAACCAUCUCCUUAGCGACAAGGCCAAGAGCGAUGAUAACGGCACGGCCUACGACAUGGUCGUCCUGCCCACUUCCGUCAUGGAGCCAGGCCAGGCGGCAGCAGUGCUCAAGGUGAUCCGGCAUCUGAUGAAGCCCGGCGGAUUCCUGGUCUUGAUUCACGCCUCGACAAACCCCCUCAAGGAUAAUAUCCGGCGGUGCGCAGGUUCUUUGGCGGGAUCUCCCAGCGUCAGCAACGGAGCUCUCACGCCGCCCGACUGGCCCGACGCGCUCGAGGAUUGCGGUUUCGUCAGGGGUCCGGCAAAUGCGGACCAGCACUUCCCACCAGGCUACACCCUCAUCGUCAGGCAGGCGGAGAGUGCCGAAAAGGAGAUGCUGCGCCUUCCCUUUGGCCCAGCCGGCCCAGGACCCGCAGGAACAAUGGAGGGCGACGCUCCUUCCCGCAAGGCCGUCUUCGGCACCCUCACGUCGCAACUCCUCAUUGUGGGUGGCGGCUCGCGUCAGACGUCGGACCUGACCGAGGAGAUUGUGGACAUGAUUGAAGCGUCCUGCAGUAAUGAUGUAUGUGUCGCGCGCGCGUUCGAGGACAUCGACCCGGCCGACAUUUCCAGCUGCACCGCCGCCAUCGUCCUCGCUGACCUGGACUCGCCUGUGCUCUCCCGCAUGACCGAGGAGCGCCUGGAGACGCUCAAGGCUCUCAUGAGGCCCGACAUGCGCAUCCUGUGGGUCACAAAUAUCGAUGGCGAAACCGGCACCGAGCAGUCGGCGUCCUUUGGCUUCGCCCGCACCCUGAUCGCCGAGAUGCCGAGCCUGGCUCUGCAGAUGCUCGACCUGGACACGCUCGGCGGAGCCGCCAAGACGAUUGUCGAGAGCUUCGCUCGCCUCUGUCAGCAGGCUUCGGUGUCGUCCAACAGCAGCAGCCCGGAUAGCCGCGAUCCCGACAGCAUCCUCUACUCGUACGAGCACGAGAUCCACAUCAAGAAGGGGCGGCGCAUAGUCCCCCGCGUGCUGCCGUACCAGCCUGCCAUCGACCGAGUCAAUUCGGCACGCAGGAUUAUCACGACGCCGGUCAACACCACCGCGAAGAGCGUCGAGAUCGUCCCUGUGCAGUUCUCCGACGGUGCGAUGCAUUACGAGGCCCGCCACGUCAACUUCAGUAUCUCCGACGUCCCUCCCGGCGAGACCCCGGUCCAGGUGCUAUACAGCGCUCUCAACCCGAUCAGCGGGAGCGAACACUUUCAGUACCUGUGUGUCGGAAAGAUGCUCGAUCCUCAAGAGGAAGGCCGCUCCGUGGUCAUGUUUUCAAAGAUGAACGCUUCGCUGAUCCAUGUGAAGAGAGAGAGCAUAUACGACGCGCCCCAUGUCGAGGGGGUGCUGAACUCUUCACUGUUCGCAACGUGCCUUCUCCAAGCGCUGAGAGCCCAGAUCCUCUGUCACGCUGCGCGCCUCCCGAUGGUGCUUGUCAAUGCCGAGUCAGCCUUGCUGGAGUCGAUGAAAGCGACAUUGAGCACGCUUUGGCCGCAGAUGGUGAUUGCCGUCACUUCCAAUAAAGAGGUGGCGGAUGCGAACAGCGAUUACAUCUACAUCCAUCCGCGCUCAUCUCCGCAAGCAAUCAAGAGCGCCCUACCAACCUCCAGAGCCUACAUCGUAGACUACUCGGCGGACAACGACGGCUAUGCUCAACUGAUCUGCGACUGCCUCCCCAACGGAUCACAGUAUAUCCGCUUUGGAGACAACUGUUUCAGCCCCAAGGAUAUACUCCCCGGAGAGGCAGCCGAACUCACGAACGCGGCCAUCGACGUCGCCGCCGAACUAAUGUUCACCGUGGGGGCCCGGGAUACGAACCUCCCCACCGUCAGCGUUCCGCACCUGCUCCAGCGCUCGAGCCUUGCUCCAUUCUCGCCCGACGUCAUAGUGGACUGGCGCGCCGAGAGGACCGUGGCCGUAUCGCCAACCGACCAGCGUCAGCCGCAGAGCCUCGCUCGCUCCGCCUCCUACGCCGAGAAGCCCACGCUCCUGCGCCACGACCGCACCUACGUCCUCAUCGGCAUCACUCGCGACCUCGGCCAGAGCCUCUGCCAGCUUUUCGUCAACAACGGCGCUCGCCACAUCGUCCUCGCAAGCCGCAGCCCGCCCCCCGCCAGCAGCCUCUCAUGGGUCAGCGCGCUAGCCGGACGGGGCGUCACCGUCCAAGUCGAGACCCUGGACGUGACGGACUUGGACUCGGUCCGCCGGUUCGCCCGCCGCCUCCCAUCCGCGCCGCUCUGCCUCCCCCCUGUCGCGGGCGUCGUCAACGGCGCCAUGGUGCUCGAGGACCGCGUCUUUGCCCAAAUGACGCUCGAGACGCUCAACCGCGUCAUGCGGCCCAAGACCAUCGGCUCGCAGAACCUCGACGCCGUCUUCGGGCCCUCGGCCGACCUCGACUUCUUCAUCAUGACGUCGUCGUUCGCGGCCGUGGGCGGGCACGCGGGCCAGGCCAACUACGCGGCGGCCAACAUGUUCAUGAACGGGCUGGCGGCCGACCGGCGCCGGCGGGGCCUCGCGGCCUCGGUGCUCAACAUCGGGGUCAUCUACGGCCUCGGGUUCCUGCACCGCGAGCGCGAGGGCCUGUACGCCGGCCUCGAGCGCGAGGGGUACCCGCCCAUCUCGGAGCGGGACCUCCACCACAUGUUCGUCGAGGCCGUGGUGGCGGGCCGCCCCGGCGCCGACGGGCCCGAGGCCCUGACGACCGGCCUCAGCCGGUACCGGGUCGGCGACCCGAACCAGCUGCACUGGCACCGGGACCCCCGGUUCUGCCACUUCACCACCACUGCCGGUGGCGAGGCGGCCGCCGGCCCGGGCCAGUCAGCUGGCGACGGCAGCCCCCGCCAGCGCGUCGAGCAGGCGCGCGGCGCCGAUGAGGUGCGGGCCGUGGUGCUGGCCGAGCUGGUGGCGCGGCUCGAGGCGGUGCUGCGGCUGCCGGCCGGGUCGGUCGCGGCCCAGGACGACAGCGUGUCGGGCCUGGGCAUCGACUCGCUCAUGGCGGUGGAGCUGCGGGCGUGGCUGCACCGGGCCACGGGGCGGGACGUGCCCGUCAUGAAGAUCCUGUCGGCACCCAGCAUCGCCCGGCUGGCCGACGACAUCGCCGGGCUGGUGCUGGCCGACCGCGAGGUGUGAGGGGGCUUGGGCUGGGGUUUGGGUUUGGGUUUGGCUGCUUUUUUUUCGAACAAGAUGAGACGGGACCUUUUUUUCUGUUUGUUUGUUUGCCUUGUCUUUUGCUUUGGGCUUUUUUGUUGUUGUACCAGUUGCCGCC